Molecule: messenger RNA, 5338 nt
Organism: Felis catus (domestic cat)
Lineage: Eukaryota; Metazoa; Chordata; Mammalia; Carnivora; Felidae
Gene: PTPN23
Product: protein tyrosine phosphatase non-receptor type 23
Exons: 25
Coding region: 90-5105 (1671 amino acids)
Biological process (GO): protein transport to vacuole involved in ubiquitin-dependent protein catabolic process via the multivesicular body sorting pathway; endocytic recycling; early endosome to late endosome transport
Cellular component (GO): endosome
Molecular function (GO): protein binding; protein tyrosine phosphatase activity
Source: RefSeq, a predicted model, not a curated record
CUUCCGGCGUGGAGGGGCGGGGCGCGAGGCUGAGGCAGCAGCUGGGGCAGCUAGGGGAGCGGCCGGGUGGCCGGCGGGCUCAAGCCGCCAUGGAGGCUGUGCCCCGCAUGCCCAUGAUCUGGCUGGACCUGAAGGAGGCCGGUGACUUCCUCUUCCAGCCGGCGGUAAAGAAGUUUGUCCUGAAGAAUUAUGGGGAGAACCCAGAAGCCUAUAAUGAGGAACUGAAGAAACUGGAGUUGCUCAGACAGAAUGCGGUCCGUGUCCCACGGGACUUUGAGGGCUGCAGUGUCCUCCGCAAGUACCUAGGCCAGCUCCACUACCUGCAGAGUCGGGUCCCCAUGGGCUCGGGCCAAGAGGCCGCUGUUCCUGUCACCUGGACCGAGAUCUUCUCUGGCAAGUCUGUGGCCCAUGAGGACAUCAAGUAUGAGCAGGCCUGCAUUCUCUACAACCUCGGGGCACUGCACUCCAUGUUGGGGGCCAUGGACAAGCGAGUGUCUGAGGAGGGCAUGAAGGUCUCCUGCACUCACUUCCAGUGCGCGGCAGGCGCCUUUGCCUACCUGCGUGAGCACUUCCCUCAUGCCUACAGCGUUGACAUGAGUCGCCAGAUCCUCACUCUCAAUGUCAACCUCAUGCUGGGCCAGGCUCAGGAGUGCCUUCUGGAGAAGUCAAUGUUGGACAACAGGAAGAGCUUUCUGGUGGCCCGCAUCAGUGCACAGGUGGUGGAUUACUACAAGGAGGCAUGCCGGGCCUUGGAGAACCCUGACACCGCCUCGCUGCUGGGCCGGAUCCAGAAGGACUGGAAGAAGCUCGUACAGAUGAAGAUCUACUACUUUGCAGCUGUGGCUCAUCUGCACAUGGGGAAGCAGGCUGAGGAGCAGCAGAAGUUCGGGGAGCGGGUCGCAUACUUCCAGAGUGCCCUGGACAAGCUUAAUGAAGCCAUCAAGUUAGCCAAGGGCCAGCCUGACACUGUGCAAGAUGCGCUUCGCUUCACUAUGGAUGUCAUUGGGGGAAAGUACAAUUCUGCCAAAAAGGACAAUGACUUCAUCUACCACGAGGCUGUCCCAGUACUGGACACCCUGCAGCCCGUGAAAGGUGCCCCCUUGGUAAAGCCCUUACCAGUGAACCCCACAGACCCGGCCGUCACGGGCCCUGACAUCUUUGCCAAACUGGUACCCAUGGCUGCCCACGAAGCGUCGUCACUGUACAGUGAGGAGAAGGCCAAGCUGCUUCGGGAGAUGAUGGCCAAGAUUGAGGACAAGAAUGAAGUCCUGGACCAGUUCAUGGAUUCGAUGCAGUUGGAUCCGGAGACCGUGGACAACCUUGAUGCGUACAGCCACAUCCCGCCCCAGCUUAUGGAAAAGUGUGCCGCUCUCAGUGUCCGGCCCGACACCGUCAGGAACCUUGUCCAGUCCAUGCAGGGAACUGCGCCCCCCCUCCCCCGACACCCCCUAGUGCUGUCAGGUGUGUUCACGGAUGUGGAGGCCUCCCUGAAGGACAUCAGGGAGCUGCUGGAGGAGGAUGAGCUGCUUGAGCAGAAGUUGCAGGAGACCCUGGGCCAGGCCGGGGCCAGCCUGGCGGGAGGGGCCGGCUCCAAGGCAGAGCUGGCCGAGGUGAGGCGAGACUGGGCCAAGUACAUGGAGGUCCACGAGAAGGCCUCCUUCACCAACAGCGAGCUGCACCGCGCCAUGAAUCUGCACGUCGGUAACCUGCGCCUGCUCAGCGGGCCGCUGGACCAGGUCCGGGCUGCCCUGCCCACGCCAGCCCUCACCCCAGAGGACAAGGCCGUGCUGCAGAAUCUGAAGCGCAUCCUGGCCAAGGUGCAGGAGAUGCGGGACCAGCGCGUGUCCCUGGAGCAGCAGCUGCGUGAGCUUAUCCAGAAGGAUGACAUCACCGCGUCACUGGUGACCACGGACCACUCGGAGAUAAAGAAGCUGUUCGAGGAGCAGCUGAAGAAGUAUGACCAGCUGAGGGUGUACCUGGAGCAGAACCUGGCGGCCCAGGACAACGUCCUGCGGGCGCUGACAGAGGCCAACGUGCAGUACGCGGCCGUGCGGCGGGUGCUUAGUGACCUGGACCAAAAGUGGAAGUCCACACUGCAGACCCUGGUGGCCUCCUGUGAGGCCUAUGAGGACCUGAUGAAAAAGUCCCAGGAGGGCAAGGACUUCUAUGCCGACCUGGAGAGCAAGGUGGCUGCCCUCUUGGAACGGGCCCAGUCCACCUGCCAGGCCCGAGAGGCUGCCCGCCAGCAGCUCCUGGACAGGGAGCUGAAGAAGAAGCCACCCCCACGGCCCACCGCCCCGAAGCCGCUGCUGCCCCGGAGGGAGGAAGGAGAGGCGGUAGAGACAGCAGACCUGCCUGAAGAGCUGCGCAGCCUGCCUCCAGACAUGGUGGCCGGCCCACGGCCACCCGACACCUACUUGGGAGCCGCCGCCCCUCUCCACUUUCCUCCCGGCCCCUUCCCCAGUGUUGCAGGCCCGGGACCCCACUAUCUCUCAGGACCCUUACCUCCUGGUACCUACUCGGGCCACACCCAGGUAUUGCCACCCAGGGUCCCCCAGGCCCCAGGACACCCUGCAAUGGCCAUGGCCCCCGGACCUGCCCUCUACCCGGCCCCUGCCUACACACCAGAGCUGGGCCUCGUGCCCCGAUCCUCCCCACAGCACGGCGUGGUGAGCGGCCCCUAUGCGGGGGUAGGGCCACCCCCACCGGUGGCAGGUCUACCCUCAGCCCCACCUCCCCAGUUUUCGGGCCCUGAGUUGGCCAUGGGGGUUCGGCCAGCCACCACCACGGUAGAUAGCAUCCAGGCUCCCAUCUCCAGCCACACGGCACCACGGCCAAACCCUAGCCCUGCUCCUCCCCAGCCCUGCUUCCCGGUGUCCCCACCGCAGCCACAACUGCUUCCUGCACCCUACACCUACCCUCUGGGGACCAAGCAACCCCUCACAGCUCCCCCUGCCCAGCACCACUUUCCUCCUGGGAUUCCCCCAGGUUUUCCAGCCCCGAGGGUGGGGCCCCAGCCCCAGCCCCAGCCCCAGCCCCAGCCCCAGCCUCAGCCUCAUCCCACAGGAGUAGCAUUUGGGCCCCAGCCCCCGCAGCAGCCCCUUCCACUCCAGCAUCCGAACCUCUUCCCACCCCAGGCUCCAGGGCGGGUACCCCUCCAGCCCUCCCAGCCCCCCCAGCCUCCCUAUCCCUUCACCCCUCAGCCUGGUGUCCUGGGACAGCCAACGCCGCCCCUGCACACACAGCUCUACCCAGGCCCCUCUCAGGACCCUCUGCCGCCCCAUUCAGGGGCUCUGCCCUUCCCCAGCCCUGGGCCACCUCAGUCUCCCCAUCCCACCUUGGCAUAUGGUCCUGCCCCUUCCUCCCGGCCUCUGGGCCCCCAGGCAGCCCCUCUCUCCAUUCGAGGUCCCUCACCUGCUGGCCAGCCCCCGCCCAACCCCCACCUGGUGCCUUCUCCGGCCCCAUCACCGGGGCCUGGCCCGGUACCUCCUCAGCCCCCCGCAGCAGAGCCGCCCCCGUGCGCGCGCCGGGGCACCGCGACCGCGGACCUGCUCUCCUCCAGCCCUGAGAGUCAGCACGGGGGCGCACAGCCCCCCGGGGGCGGGCAGCCCCUGCUGCAGCCUACGAAGGUGGACGCGGCUGAGGGCCGCCGGCCACAGGCCCUGCGGCUGAUUGAGCGGGACCCCUACGAGCGCCCCGAGAGGCUGCAGCAGUUGCAGCAGGAGCUGGAGGCCUUCAGGGGCCAGCUGGGCGACGCAGGGGCUCUGGACGCCGUGUGGCGAGAGCUGCAGGAAGCACAGGAACAGGACGCCCGGGGCCGGUCCAUCGCCAUCGCGCGCUGCUACUCGCUGAAGAACCGGCACCAGGACGUCAUGCCCUACGACAGUAACCGCGUGGUGCUGCGUUCGGGCAAGGAUGACUACAUCAACGCCAGCCGCGUGGAGGGGCUCUCGCCGUACUGCCCGCCCUUGGUGGCCACCCAGGCACCACUGCCCGGCACAGCCGCUGACUUCUGGCUCAUGGUGCACGAGCAGAAGGUGUCGGUCAUCGUCAUGCUGGUGUCUGAGGCUGAGAUGGAGAAGCAAAAGGUGGCACGCUAUUUCCCCACUGAGAGGGGCCAGCCCAUGGUGCACGGUGCCCUGAGCCUGGCGCUGAGCAGCGUCCGCGCCACCGAGACCCACGUGGAGCGCGUGCUGAGCCUGCAGUUCCGCGACCAGAGCCUCAAGCGCUCGCUCGUGCACCUCCACUUCCCCACGUGGCCCGAGUUAGGCCUGCCCGACAGCCCCAGCAACUUGCUGCGCUUCAUCCAGGAGGUGCACGCGCACUACCUGCAUCAGCGGCCCCUGCACACGCCGGUCAUCGUGCACUGCAGCUCCGGGGUGGGCCGGACCGGGGCCUUUGCGCUGCUCUACGCGGCUGUGCAGGAGGUAGAGGCCGGAAACGGGAUCCCCGAGCUGCCCCGGCUGGUGCGGCGCAUGCGGCAGCAGAGGAAACACAUGCUGCAGGAGAAACUGCACCUCAGGUUCUGCCACGAGGCGGUGGUGAGACACGUGGAGCAAGUGCUGCAGCGCCACGGUGUGCCCCCUCCGGGCAGGGCUCCGGCCGGCACAGGCAGCAGUCAGAAGAAUCACCUUCCUCAGGACUCCCAGGACCUGGUUCUCGGUGGAGACGUGCCCAUCAGCUCCAUCCAGGCCACCAUCGCCAAGCUCAGCAUUCGGCCUGCUGGGGGCCUGGAUUCUCCGGCUGCCGGCCUCCCUGCCCCUGUAGAGCCCCCAGGCCUGCCGCCAGCCAGCCUCCCGGAGUCGGCCCAGCUCCCCUCCUCCUCCCCACCCCCUCUCUCUUCACCGCUGCCCGAGGUCCCCCAGCCUGAGGAGGAACAGCCAGCACCUGCGCCUCCCAGCCUGGGGCCCCCCUCUUCCUCCCUGGAGCUGUUGGCCUCCCUAACCCCGGAGGCCUUCUCCCUGGACAGCUCCUUGCGAGGAAAGCAGCGGAUGAGCAAGCAGAACUUUCUGCAGGCCCAUAAUGGGCAGGGUCUGCGGGCUGCCAGGCCCACCGAUGACCCCCUUAGCCUUCUGGAUCCGCUCUGGACGCUCAACAAGACCUGAACAGGCUUUGCCUACCCGGUUUUUCCGCCACAUCCUCUCCCACGCCGGUCUGCCCAUGCCUAGCAGGGCCUCUCAGGUGGGCCUGGCCUCUCACUCCCAUUCCCACUGCCUUCAGCCCUACCUGGCCCAGCCCGCACCCCUGUGGGGUUGAGACGUAUCGCGGCCCUUGGGUCAAGUUCUCCUUUGUGGGACCUGACAUUUUUCAGCUCUUUGCUAUUAAAGUAAUCAACCAA